UGAGAUGCCGAGAAACGUCUGCCUGGGAGUAGUCAAUUCGGGCAGCUAUGACUCCUUCUACCUGAACGACACUGCCAAGUGCUUCACAGAGUGUACACUGAAGGAUGACUCCUGCAAUCUGAAAAACUUGCAGAGAUACUGGCUAGACUAUGAGACCCACCUGGUGGAGAACAGUUUGACAGAAAUUGUGAAUAUGUCUUUUGUGAAGACUUUGGUCCAGAACUUCAGCACUGACACCUCAGAUGACCUGUACUUCUCACUGACCCCCUCUCAGAUCCCAAGGCAGGUGAGGGAGAAUGAGAACAAGCCUCCUGACAGAGUCCGGCUUCCCAGGAGUUUCUUCGAAUCCCUGCGGGGCAAGAGGUCUUCAGUCCGGUUGGCCAUAACUGUCCUGGACAUUGGUCUGGGGAAUCUCUUCAAGGGCUCCCGGAUCAGCCUGGAGGAUGGCAGCAGCGUGUUGAACAAUCACCUGGUGGGCUUGAGUGUGGGCAGAAUGCCUGUCACCGGGCUGGCUGAGCCUUUGGAGAUAACCUUCUCCCACCAGCGUUACCCCCCUAAUAUGACCCUCAGCUGUGUAUUCUGGGAUGCGACUAAAGGAGACUGGGCAUCCAAAGGCUGCUCCACGGAGCACAGAGCUAGGAGGACUGUGUGCCACUGUGACCACCUGACCUUCUUCACCCUGCUGCUGAGGCCAAUCCUGGACAAGGCCACCGUGCAGGUGAUCACGUACAUUUCCCAGGCGGGCUGCGGAGCCUCCAUGUUCUUCCUGGCCUUCACUAUUGUCCUCUACACUGUCCUGAGGUUCUUCCGGCAGAAGCUCAAGUCAGAAGACACCCCCAAGAUCCACAUGGCCCUGAGCGUCAGCCUGUUCCUCCUGAAUCUAGUCUUCCUCAUCUCUCUGGGGAAUGGCUCGCAGGGCUCUGAUGCUGCCUGCUGGGCUCGGGGAGCCAUCUUCCACUACUUCCUGCUCUGUACCUUCACCUGGAUGGGCCUGGAAGCCUUCCACACCUACCUACUUGCCAUCAAGGUCUUCAACACCUACUUCGGGCACUACUUCCUGAAGUUGAGCCUGGUUGGCUGGGGCCUCCCUGCCCUGAUGGUCAUUGGCACCGGGAGUACGAACAGCUAUGGCCGCUAUACCAUCCAGGACGAGGAAAACCGUACCACACUGGAGCUGUGCUGGUUCCGUGAGAAGACUGCCCUGUAUGUCACUGUCCAUGGCUACUUUCUCAUCAUUUUCCUCUUCAGUGCCACGAUCCUGGCCCUGGUGGCCUGGAAGAUCUUCACUCUGUCGAGUAUCGCAGCGGGCAAGGAACAGGGGACGAACUGGAAGGGGGUUCUCACUGUGCUGGGCCUCUCAAGCCUGAUGGGCUGGACGUGGGGGCUGGCUAUCCUCACACCCCUGGGCUUGCCUACCGUCUAUAUCUUCGCAUUGCUCAACUCCCUGCAAGGUGUCUUCAUCUUCACCUGGGUCACUGUCCUCUACUUCCCUCGUCAGAGUGCCUCUUCUUCUGGAGCUGCCCCAGCCGACCAGACCCACUCGGUGUCUCCUGGUUAA
Trichechus manatus latirostris (Florida manatee) is the source of this 1558-nucleotide messenger RNA. RefSeq names its product adhesion G protein-coupled receptor G3 (gene ADGRG3). Bases 5 to 1558 code for a protein of 517 amino acids. Gene Ontology annotation, cellular component: plasma membrane. Gene Ontology annotation, molecular function: heparin binding; G protein-coupled receptor activity. Gene Ontology annotation, biological process: adenylate cyclase-activating G protein-coupled receptor signaling pathway; cell surface receptor signaling pathway. The transcript is spliced from 11 exons. The record is from RefSeq and is a predicted model, not a curated record. Lineage: Eukaryota; Metazoa; Chordata; Mammalia; Sirenia; Trichechidae.